AUGCAUCACACCUAUGCAAGCAUGGGGAGCAGCCCCGAUCUGGUGGCGCACAGCUUCGGCACCGGUGCCGGACAGAUGGUGGAAAGUCCCAUUCAGGAGGAGCACAAUGAUCACCAAGACGAGUACUACUCUGACGAUUUUGAGGAGCCCGAUCCCGGCAUGCUACCACCGACGGCGAGCACGUACAAUUAUAGGGAAAAGCCCCUUCCAAAGCCACCAUCAAUAGCUGAGCUAAAGGCUGAUCUAAAAUCUGCACUGGAUGCUGCAUCCCAAGCAGUCAACGACGUUAAAGGCAACAAAAGCCUGCCCCCUCCGCCGGACGCAACAGAGGAGCAGGCCGACGCGCAAGUGGGAACACCAGGGUGGUAUGAGAUACAGGGCAUGCAUAUUCUGGACGUCAUGACACUGGCGAUUCGAGCUGCGAAGGUGUACUACACGUCUCAUGAACACCCCGACAGGUUAGACGCUAUAAAGUCAGAGAAGGAAAUCCGAUCAGAGCUUCUCGCCGUCAUGGAUGUGCUGAAACGCAUGGCAAGUCGUCUGUUCACGGGGGGCAUACGCGAUGAUGAGCUCAAAGCUAUGGAAGCCUGGAUUUCCGGCCUAUAUCAGAUGCUCAAGAAGGAAGAAGACUUGGAAGCGGCUGAGAAGGCCGAGCGCUCUAGUUGGACGUGGGUGCGUGACGAAGAUUGGCCUGCCGGCACUGAAAUACAACGGGAGUAUGCGUUCUUGCUGAGCAUGCUGGACGGCGACACAACUAGCGCUCCCGCUCCGGACGGGAGCACUAUGAAGGUGGAGCCGCUUCCCGAGUGGACACCCAUUGACCGGUCGGCGUCCCUGGAUGCGCAAAGUGUCCCCACGCCGUUCCUGAAGAGCCUGCAAAAUGGGUUACGGUUGGUACAACUUCAUAAUGCCGCGGUCCGCAAGUCGAAGCGACGAUUUGGCGCCAUCGGCCCUUUCCAUACGGACACACAAAAGCCAUAUCGCUGUGCCGACAAUCUGCGCUACUGGCUCAAGGCUGCCGAGCUGCGCUGGGAGGUCCUGCUGCGCGUCGAUGCCCUUGGCGUGGUGUAUAAUAGUAAGCCCGAUGUCUGGCUCGACCUCGAGGAUGCUGUGCUCAAGUGGUGCCGCAAGGUUCGCGAGGAGAUUACGAGCGAGAUUCAGGGCUAG
Molecule: messenger RNA, 1167 nt
Organism: Phaeoacremonium minimum UCRPA7
Lineage: Eukaryota; Fungi; Ascomycota; Sordariomycetes; Togniniales; Togniniaceae
Exons: 2
Coding region: 1-1167 (388 amino acids)
Source: RefSeq, a predicted model, not a curated record